GGGCCCACAAAAUUUGCCCUCUUUCCUUGGUGUAUCAUGGUAUCUACUCAUUCCAUAAUGGCGACGGCGCUGGCCUGCUUAGCGUUCUCUGUCGCACCGGUGACUGCCACAUCGUACUCUAUGGUCACAGAGUACUAUGGUUCUAGCUUCUUUGACGCGUGGACUUUCUAUAAUUAUUACGAUAAUUUAACGAACGGAGAUGUGAAUUAUGUUUCGGCUCAGGACGCAUCUGCAUAUCAAUUGGCGUACGUAGAUACCACAACGAACCAUGCCAUCAUCAAAGUAGACAACACUUCCACUGUGGUUUAUAACAACAAACGCAACUCCGUCAGGAUUACAAGCAACGACUCCUUCGAAGUGGGAAGCUUGUGGGUAGCUGAUAUGUAUCAUGUGCCUUAUGGCUGCUCCGUGUGGCCGGCGUGGUGGAGUCAAGCAGCUAUCUGGCCGCAGGGUGGCGAGAUCGAUACAUUUGAGGGCAUCAAUACCAAUACCCAAAACCAGAUGUCCUUGCACACGGAAACUGGGUGCACGGCCAUUGGCCAAAAUCAAACUUCAACUCUGGUUGCUAGCACAAAUUGUUCGUAUGCCGCGAACGAGGACCAAGGCUGUAUUGUUACAGACCCAUCGACUAAUUCCUACGGUGCCGGUUUUGCGAGUAGUGGUGGAGGAGCUUUUGUGACCGAAAUGGCUUCUACUGCAUUUGGUUCUUCCAAAGGUCCGAAAUACCUAGCUCGCUGUCGAAUAACGAAAGCACGAUUGAUACCUCGACCUUUGGUAUUCCUGUUGCCAACUACCCCUCUACGGGUUGCAACAUUGCGGAAGUACUUCCAGGCCCAGAACUUGAUUUUCGAUAUCACCCUCUGCGGAGAUUGGGCCGAUGGUGUUACAUGGAACAGCACAUGCUCAGGGGUUUGUUACAACAACUGGGUCAUGGGCAAUGGUUCCGACUACAAUGAUGCCUAUUUCGAAGUCAGUUAUGUGAGGGUUUUCAGCACGGAAGGUACCAACACUGUCGUAUCUCCCACCACUACCGGGUCUGCCACUGCCGGUGCUUCUGGUUCAUCCUCAACAUCAGGCUCAUCCACAUCAAGUAGCUCGUCUAUGGGCCUCCUGCAUGGUGGUUUUGGGAUGACUGCGACAGUGCUCGUUGUCAUUGGACUUGUCAGCAGCGCCUUCUUUACACUUGCUUGAAGGGACUAUGAUGGUACUAAGAUCAUCUCUGACGUUGCUCGGCGAUAAAAUCGUCAUGUCCUGGCGGCUUUUAGGGAUGAGGUACCCUCAGGACUUGUGUAUAUAUAUAUAGUAUAUUGACUUUGUUGACAUGAUAUGAUUAAUGGUAGAUCCGGACUUUGGAAAGCGC
This is a messenger RNA of Suillus subalutaceus, 1360 nucleotides long. RefSeq names its product glycoside hydrolase family 16 protein. Gene Ontology annotation, biological process: glucan catabolic process. The coding region runs from base 37 to 1191 and encodes 384 amino acids. The transcript is spliced from 12 exons. The record is from RefSeq and is a predicted model, not a curated record. Lineage: Eukaryota; Fungi; Basidiomycota; Agaricomycetes; Boletales; Suillaceae.